Molecule: messenger RNA, 535 nt
Organism: Drosophila yakuba
Lineage: Eukaryota; Metazoa; Arthropoda; Insecta; Diptera; Drosophilidae
Exons: 1
Coding region: 126-392 (88 amino acids)
Source: RefSeq, a predicted model, not a curated record
UAGUGGGGUCGGGGCUUUACAACUUCUCGUCUGCAAGCUGCGAAUAUGUAAUUAGAGGCACAAGAACUGCACUUUUCGAGGUAUAAAAGGCAGUCCAGAUCGCAGUUCACUUUACAGUGUAUAUAAUGGACAGCAUGCAGCUCACCUACUUCUUACUGCUUGUAGUAACUUUCUUAGGAUGCCUUUUGGCGAGUCCUGUAAACGAGGAUCCUGCGGCUGCAGCAACUCUAGAUGAUGUGGCUGAUUUGGGUGGUCAGGAAGCAAUGGAGGGCGAUAGACCAGCUCGGUGGCUAGACGGAGGUUGGGGAAGUGGAUGGAAUGGAGGGUGGAACAGAGGGUGGAGUAUAUCCUACAGUCCCUGGAGAAGCAGCUACAGUAAUUAUUGGUGGUAGCAAAGUUCCAUAGCAGUAGCUUCUCAAAACUUGGUGCUAACUUUUGAAUGAAGUGAUGCAAAAUUAUAAUAAAGUUAUGUUAAAGUUCUUUGAAAGCUCUUGAGUUCCAAAUAAAGCGUAUUAAGUUAACAAGAAACCAAAGC